Messenger RNA from Cuscuta europaea, 1684 nucleotides. NCBI's taxonomy places the organism in Eukaryota, Viridiplantae, Streptophyta, Magnoliopsida, Solanales, Convolvulaceae. The record is from the annotation of a GenBank genome assembly.
CAUUUUUUGGGGAGUUUAUACCAUGUAUACUUUGUGUCAAUCAUGUACGCAUUUUUCAAGAAACUAAUAUAGAAGAAAAAUAUCGAAAUUAAUUUUUCAAAGAAAUUAAUAUAGAGGUCACAUCAAAUGGGCACUUUAUUAGGACAAGAUCUGAGGUGCCCGUAAUUAAUGCGACACUUUUGGCCGCCCGCACAAAACUCGGCCGGCCUUGACCAUAACUUCAGCUUCAAAUCUGGCAAGCUUCGAUUCUUCCACCAAUUGCAGCUUGAAGGCCGGGUGGCUGGCUGGGUUUACUACCUGCUUCGAUCAACCAUAUUCCUUUAAUUUCCAAAGUCGAUCGUGAUGAGGAUCUUCAGGGAAAAUGGCAAAAGAACAACUGGAAUGGAGCAGCUUGUUGUUGGAAUUAUUACUGGAGCUGCUUUAGGAUUCUUUCUUGGAGUUUCACGCCAAGCUUUAUUAACAUCAAAUAUGAAAAAGGAUUCAAUGGGUGCUGCUGAUAACAAAUGUUUGCCAGACCAAGGCGCAAGCACCACACAAAACCAAGACCUUACCAAUUCUACAACGAUUUGGGUGGCAACAAAUCCAAAAGGAGCGGAGAGAUUAGCUCCCGGCAUUGUUGUGUCGGACUCAGAUUUUUAUCUCCGACGGUUAUGGGGAAAUCCGUUGCAGGAUCUAAUUACUAAACCCAAGUAUUUGGUAGCAUUUACGGUCAGCUACAACCAGAAGAAGAUCAUUGAUGCUGCAGUGAAAAAAUUUUCAGAUAACUUUACAAUUCUUCUAUUUCACUAUGAUGGUCGAACGUCUGAGUGGGAUGAAUUCGAGUGGUCCAAGAAGGCCAUCCAUGUUACCGUUUAUCAACAGACUAAAUGGUGGUAUGCAAAAAGAUUUCUACAUCCAAACAUUGUUGCACCAUAUGAAUAUAUAUUUAUAUGGGAUGAAGAUUUAGGAGUGGAGCAUUUUGACGCUGAAGAAUACAUUAAACUUGUGAGAAAACAUGGAUUGGAAAUUUCACAACCUGCAUUGGUACCCAAAGAGGGAGUGUGGAUAAUAUAUAACAUAACAAGGCAGAUAAACGGCAUGGAAGUUCACAAAGAAAUAAAUGAGAGAAGAGGUGAUCAGUUCCAAAACACUCGGCAACCUAUAGAUGCGGCGUUUAUUGAGAUAAUGGCACCUGUCUUUUCUCGGAGUGCAUGGCAAUGUGUGUGGUAUAUGAUUCAGAAUGACUUAGUGCACGGUUGGGGAUUUGACUCCAAUUUUCGAAGAUGUGUAACGACACCAGAUAUUGAGAAGAUGGGAGUCGUUGAUGCUCAACCAAUUGUUCACCAAGGCAUACCUUCCCUUUCGGGCGCCAUGGGAAAUGGGAAUUCUACAAGAAACGAUGUGAGAGAAAGAGGUCAAAGAGAGGCACAAAUGUUUUAUAUCAGGAUGGACAAUGCAGAAAAGGCAUAUUAUAGAUCAGUUAGAGUUAAUAAUUGCACUACAUAAUUCUAUAAUUUUCUUCGUUUGAAUUUUGCAUUGGAUUUCAAGAAGCCAUUUUAAUUAGUGUGCACUCCCAUGUUCGCCUAAAACUUAUUGAGGUGUGAUGUUGGAAUAAUUAUUGAAAUGGGGAUCCUAAAUCACUACCUUUCUCAUGAGGCAUAAUUUCAAAAGAAGAGUUAAAUGAACUUCGAGGCAAUGACAUCAA